This is a messenger RNA of Durotheca rogersii, 1233 nucleotides long. RefSeq lists its product as uncharacterized. The record is from RefSeq and is a predicted model, not a curated record. The transcript has 2 exons. NCBI's taxonomy places the organism in Eukaryota, Fungi, Ascomycota, Sordariomycetes, Xylariales, Xylariaceae. The coding region runs from base 444 to 1061 and encodes 205 amino acids.
CUCCCCUUCUCUCCCCUCCCCUUCUCUCCCCUCCCCUUCUCUCCCCUCCCCUUUCAUCCCUGCCCCCUUUGAAAAGAUCUAUCUCGCCAGUCGAGUCACCUUAAGCUUUGCUACGUGUCCACGUUAUGAUGUAACUUCCAGCCCAAGUUUAUUAACUCAGCCGUCGCUCGGUCGCGAAGAGUCAUAGGCCAUGAGCCAUGCAGAUAUUAAUCCCCCAGCUUGCUCGGCUUCUCGCCGCUUUCUUCCCUUUCUUCUUCAUGUUACAAGCUACACAUUCCUCCACUACUCGAAAAUUUCCCUUCCUUCAACGCUCAAGACACUAUCUAAACCAGUAUCCCAUAGGCACUGUCACCCUCUACAUCAUUGCUGUUUCACCUGUACAACAUCGUGUCCGUUACUGAACUACGCCCCCGAUACCGACUGCCAACAUACUGCAAGUCGUCAUGGCAUCCAACCACGGGCAGACAAACACGAUGUCGGGGCCCAGCACCCUUUCUUUCGGCCAGGCCGUCUCCUCCGCCCGGACAAGGGCCGCGUCAACCUCUAAUAUGCCUGCAGCCAACCAUUGGCGCCGAGAUCUCCGCGGGUUGUUCCUUGCGAUGCUGAAUCUUCGCCGUGCCAACUUCCGGAAUGACAUCCAAUGGUGGAUGAUCGGUGCCGCAGCAGGACAUGUCGUCAGCAUCCCGGCGGCGAAACUUCAAGUUGUUUUCAACUGCACCAACCUUGCCACUAGAUUCCUCAGGGCCCGUGGCGACAUUGUCUGGUUGCAGGAGCUGGAAUACGCUAGGAUCUUUAUGCGGGGCGUCGAAUAUAUCGAACAACUGCUACGCGCCGUAUCCCGCAUCCUGAAAUAUGAAAAUAGAGCCAUCGCAUCCACCACUUCCAACGAGCGCCAACUUCCGAGGAUGCAGCGCACGACUCUCUGCCGGCCACACCCGUAUCCCGCGCUUCAAUCUCAUACGCAUGGGUAUAAGCUGAAAACCUACCCGAAGGGUGUAAAAAGGGAAGGGAUAUAUAAAAUAAAAACGGGAAUGAAAGGGAGACUGUUGCGUACAACCUAGACGCCCCCAUUCUACGACUUGCGGAUGUAGGCUUAUAAUACCAACGGCUGAUUCUGUACGUGACAGAUACCUAUUAUAGGGGAGCUGGGAGUUCACUACUAAGCAGAGCCUAUUACGCGGUAAAAGCAUAGGGUCCUUAGUGCAUUACAAUUAACUUGUCGAAGCACCGUAG